Enterobius vermicularis (human pinworm) is the source of this 1245-nucleotide messenger RNA. The record is from the annotation of a GenBank genome assembly. NCBI's taxonomy places the organism in Eukaryota, Metazoa, Nematoda, Chromadorea, Rhabditida, Oxyuridae.
AUGGACAGGGGUGAGCGUCAAGGGGAUUGCCAUGGACCGUAUCGGAGAGAGCGCAAAUGCCCGCUGAGAAAGAGAAGCCCACCAGCAGUGGACAGUGUCGCAAUUAAACAAAAGUUCCUUUGGGGCAUCUUUGCCCUAAGGCAAGACGAACGUUCAAAGAAACGGAACAUAACAAACUACAAGAAAACGACAGUGAUGCAAAAUGCCUUUAGUGCCAAAAUGAUGAUCCCCAAAUGCGCGCUGCUGCUCAUCCUCAGUUUCGCUUUUUCAACUCACUGUAUACCGAUUCCAAACUCUCAAAUUGGGAAAGCUGAGGUUGAAUGCGGCGAAGACACUAUCGAAGUUGUGUUCUUGACGGAAAGCGUCUUUCAAGGUCGGGUAUUUGUUGUGGGGCAUUCAAACGAUGAGCAUUGUGUUUCUCAUGAGACAGGACGUCGUACAACUUCGAUAUCAGUGCGGAAAGAUCAGUGCGGGGUAGUAACUACUCGAUCGUGCGUUUUACUGCAACAUGCUAAAAUCUAUCUGAAAAGGCAAAGCUUUUUCAAAGCAUUCAUUUUUUCGCUGUUGCAGACUAACCCCCCCGGACUGUUUGUGAAUGUUAAAGUGAUGAUAUCGUUCCAUGAAGAAUUUAUCACCAAGGUUGACAGGAUUAUGAAUUUGCGGAAUAUUUUUGAAAUGCAUUUAAGACCGGUUUCAAGAAGAAGACUGCUUUUUAUUGCUUUUUUGCUGUUGUUAGCUCAAGUUUAUUUUUUUUUUGGUAAUGUAAAAAUUUUUGCUUUGUUGAAGGGGUACGAAAUCAGCUGCUUUUACAUGGAGGCUGAUAAAACGGUGACAUAUCCAUUAACGGUUUCUAUGCAGCCGCUUGAACCGUUCACUGAGCUUGCUGAAAUGCCAAGAUGCCGGUACGAAGUGGUUGAUCCAGUUACGAUGCAACCGCUUACUGUUGUGUCGGUUGGCAAUAAAUUAUUACAUAAAUGGAUCUGCGACUCAACUGCUCCAAGCUUGUGGUGUAUGACAGUACAUUCAUGUUUCGUUGAAGAUGGUUCGGGAACUCAGUUUGUCAUUCUUGACGAUAAUGGGUGUGCAGUAGAUCGAUACUUACUGGAUAACUUGGAAUACGGACCUGGGGAUCUACAAGCACAAAAAGAGGCUCAUGCAUUUAAAUUCGCUGAUAAAGUGGUUGUUAACUUUCAGUGUUCUGUCAAACUGGACAUACGAGACGGAGAGUGUCCUGUUAGUUUCUAA